Messenger RNA from Sphaeramia orbicularis (orbiculate cardinalfish), 2280 nucleotides. RefSeq names its product tRNA methyltransferase 1-like (gene trmt1l). Gene Ontology annotation, biological process: tRNA N2-guanine methylation. The transcript has 16 exons. The coding region runs from base 23 to 2041 and encodes 672 amino acids. Gene Ontology annotation, cellular component: nucleus. The record is from RefSeq and is a predicted model, not a curated record. Lineage: Eukaryota; Metazoa; Chordata; Actinopteri; Kurtiformes; Apogonidae. Gene Ontology annotation, molecular function: tRNA (guanine) methyltransferase activity; RNA binding.
UACGUACGUCGCGCGGGCCGUAAUGGCGGAGCUCGGAGGACCAGAGGCUGUUCAGCUUCACCAGGAGGACGCCGAUAUUAAAGGUGAUGAUGGAGAACCUUCAGCAGGUGAAACCACCCAUCAACAGGAAGUGAAAAAUGAGUCGAAAGAGGCGGAAGACAGCGACAGUAAACCAUCCGCCUGCACCGACAGACACAUCUCCAUCCAGACCAACCUCCAGGGCCUGGAGACGCUGGUGGACCUGGACGGCGCUGGGCGGAAGUCCUGUCCUCUGUGUCCUGAGGAGAAGUUCAAGGCCUGCUACAGCCACAAGCUGCGACGCCACCUGCAGAACCUGCACUGGAAGGUCUAUGUGGAGUUUGAAGGUCAGAGGAUGUGCAUCUGUCACCUUCCCUGCAGACACAUGAAACCCAGCUCCAGCGGAGACCAGGCGUUGGCCAGGCAGGUGGCCCAUUACCACUGUGUGGUCUGCUCCAACACCAUCGCUCGCAAAACCGACAUGAUCAGCCACCUCAAACGCCACGUCAACAAAGGAGAGACAGAGGCCAGCUACUCGUCCAGCUCCGACGUGUCCGCCAAGGAUGAACCGGCUCCGUCAGGUCAGACGUAUGAGAUCAUGAAGGAACUGGGAACCAACGUCCAGCUGAUGCCGAACCACGCCACGCCGCUGAAGAGCGACACCUACUUCAGCCGCAAGAUGAAGAUCAACAGACAGCUGAUUUUCUGCUCGCUCGCCGUUCUGGCGGAGGAGAGGAGUCCUCUGGAGAGUCUGGACGCCUUCGGAGCCACAGGGAUCAUGGGUCUCCAGUGGGCCAAACAUCUGCGGAAGGCCGUCAAAGUCACCAUCAACGACAUCAGCGACACCUGCGUCAAAAUGAUCCGAGAGAACUGUCAGCUGAACCACAUCCGAGUGGACCGGGCCCCGCGAGGCCCCCGGGGGUCCGAGGCCACCGGCGCCGAAGCCGAGGCGGGGGGCGCGGUCACCGUGGAGGUCACCAAGAUGGACGCCAACGUCAUCAUGCACCUGCGAGCCUUCGACUACAUUCACCUGGACCCGUUUGGGACCGCCGUCAACUACCUGGACGCCGCCUUCAGGAACGUCCGGAAUCUGGGCAUCGUGUCGGUGACGUCCACAGACACCGGUUCUCUGUACGCCAAGUCCCCACACGUCACCCUGCGCCACUACGGCUGCCACGUAGUCCGCACCGAGUACUACAAAGAACUGGCAGCAAGGAUAGUGGUGUCCACUGUGGCCAGGGCCGCUGCUCGCUGUAACAAAGGCAUCGAGGUUCUUCUGGCCGUGGCGCUGGAACACUUCGUCCUGGUCGUGGUCCGGGUUCUACGCGGUCCGACGCAGGCCGACGAGUCCGCCAAGAAACUGAGGAAGCUGGUCCACUGUCAGUGGUGUGAGGAGAGGGUGUUCCUGAAGAUGACCAACAUGGUGGACGACACGCUGCCGUGUAACUGUCAUGGAAGUCUGCCUGGGAAGACGGCGGUGCAGCUGGGACCGCUGUGGUCCGGGCCUUUGUUCAACACGGGCUUCCUGCGGGGCAUGUAUUCUGCGUCGGUUCAGCACAGCAUGGAGGACAUCCAGCCUCUGAUCAAGACGCUGAUCUACGAGUCCGAGUGCACGACGCUCAAGUCGGCCGUCCACAUCCCGUCGACCGUCAUCAACCAGGUGGAAUGUGGAGUCGUCAUUAAGACGCCGCCAAGCGGAGACGAGUCCGGACCCGCCGACCCGUCAGUGAAGCGGAAAAGCAGUGAGGACUGUGGGAACGUGUUGAAGAAGCUGAAGCCGGACGCGUCUCUGGAUCAUCCUCCGUUUUAUUACAGCAUCCACCGACACAGCAUCAGAGGCAUGAACAUGCCCAAGUUGAAUAAGUUCCUUCAGUACUUGACCGAAGCCGGAUUCCGGGUCAGUCGGACCCACUUCGACCCGACCGGGGUUCGAACUGACGCCAACUUGGACCAGUUCAAGGCGGUUCUGACCAAGUACAGUGUCCCCACGUUCACCAACGCGUCCUCGGAGAACCCGGUCUGAAGACCAGACCCCCAUGGAACCCAAGACUUGGAGACCUAGACCCUCAGAGACCUGCAGACCCAGACCCUCUUCCAGAUCCAGACCCUGGUCUGGAUCCAGAUCCUGUUCCUGUUAUUUAUUCUAGUUUUCAGUUGUUUUCACUUGUGUUUUUAUUUUCGUAAAUGUUUGACUUUUACUUCUUUUUCUGCUUUUGGUUCAAAUGAAAAUAAACUCAAACGUGUUGGUUCGAUGUUUGGACU